Messenger RNA from Cetraspora pellucida, 1118 nucleotides. The record is from the annotation of a GenBank genome assembly. NCBI's taxonomy places the organism in Eukaryota, Fungi, Glomeromycota, Glomeromycetes, Diversisporales, Gigasporaceae.
CAAAGCCACCACAUGGUAGUUUGAAUAUAACGUGUUGUCAUUCAGAAGUUGUCGUACUUGAUUCGUUCAGUUAUAAUCGUUAUAAACGUUUUCGUUUUCGCGCAGUUUAUCGUCCUUCUUCGGAAUUCUUAUCGCUAGGAGUCUCUGUUGAUAAGCAACUAUCGGACAAUAUCUUAUCCGUUAUUCACUCUACUUUAUAUCAAAAAAUAAUUACUAAACUUUUGGUUCUUUUUAUUAAAACGGUUGAUUUGGUUUCUGGUUCCGAUCUAAAAGUGUCCUAUAGUGUUGAACGAUUCGCAGAACCUUUUCCGGUUACCUUAUCAGCAACUGACGAUAUGUCAUCAAAGUCAAGACAAAAGCAACCUGCGUUCAAGGGAAUUUCCGCUUCCGAUGAGAUGAAAUAUAAGAGGAAAUACAGAGAGCUUAAGAAGAAGAUCCGUGAAAUGGAAGAGGAAAAUGAAAAAUUGACUCUCAAAUUGACUAAAGCAAAAAAGAAUAUACAACGAUUGAAGAUAGAACGAAGUUUUCUGUUUGAUCGGUUAGAGCAGUCACAACCCACGAAUGAGUCUGAAUCAGAGCCAUCAUCUUCGCCACAAAGAGUGAUAGAUUCUGAGGAGGAAUUAUCUUCGGUGGGUAGUGAUGAUAAUGAUGAUAAUGCUAAAUUUGGCGCGUUCAAAGAGGGAUCAGAGCUCUUGCGACAAUUUAUUGACAAAAAAGGGAAAUUCCAGGAAGAGUUACUCGAAGACCAACGUGCAGGCAAACGUAGAAGACAAAAUAGGGACCCUAACGCGCCUAAACGACCAAGAAAUGCUUUCUUAAUGUAUUGUCAAAUGCAACGUGAACAAGCGAGAGAGGAAAAUCAAAACAAAGGGUUUCAAGACGUUACUCGAAUCUUGAGCCAACGAUGGAAAGAACUACCACUGGAGGAAAAAGGGAAAUACUAUGACAUGUACAAGCAAGAGAGACAACGCUAUGAAAAGGAAAUGUCUACAUAUGUUGGCGGGAUAAAUUCGGACUAUGGUGAUGAACUGGAUUCUGUAAGUGAGGAAAUGGUCGAUGAAUUGGCAGCAGAUAGAGAUGCAAACGGCUGGCUCGGCACAGCUCACGAAUUAAGUUAG